AUGGAGAAUAAUGCUAGUAUCAAAUUGAUCCUCGGAGCCGCCCCGAUUGGUGACAGCUCCGUCGAUCCCAUGGCACGCUUCUCUACUCCGGAUGAAGUGAAUGCUUUUCUUGAUGUCUUUUCCAAGCAUGGCCAUAGCCAAAUUGACACUGCUGCCGUUUACUCCCCAGGCGCCCCGUACACUUCUGAGCCUAGAAUUGGUGCGGUCUCUGCAGGCGACCGAUUCCAUAUCGAUACUAAAGCAGACUGGUUUGAAGGCCACACCAAGGAGAGUGUUUUGCGCGACAUUGACAACUCGUUGAGAAACCUGAAAAUUGACCAGAUAAAUAUUUAUUAUCUUCAACUACCUGAACGCGUGCAUCCACUCGAGCCAGUUCUUGAGGUCCUCAAUCAAGCUCACCGAGAUGGCAAGAUCAAGGCUUGGGGCAUCUCUAACUAUCGAGCAGAUGAGGUUCAGAGAACUAUUGAGAUCUGUGAGAAACUGGGCUUUGUUAAGCCGAGCGUUUACCAGGGCCAUUAUAACCCAAUCGUUCGUGGCGCAGAAAAAGAAUUGUUCCCUCUUCUUCGCAAGCAUGGAAUGGCGUUCUACGCUUAUAGCCCCGGCGCAGGUGGCUUUUUCGCCCAGAAGCACAAAAGUGCUGAACCAAUGUCGCGGUUUUCAGGAUCAACCAAAGUUGGGAGCAUGUAUGUUGCCAUGUACGUCAAACAGUCCAUUGAAGCCGCUGUCGAUAAAGCGCUUCGGGUAGCGGCUAAGUACGGUAUUGGAGGCCAUGCUGCCGCACUCCGAUGGACAGCUCACCAUAGUAUCCUAAAGCAACAUCACGGAGAUGGCGUCAUCAUCGGCGCGUCAAGCUUGGAGCAGCUGGAAAACAACCUUCGGGUAAUCGAAGAGGGCCCAUUGCUUGAGGAGGUCGUUGCAGCCAUUGAUCAGGUGUACGAGGAGGUUGGGGAUGAGAUCAAAUACCACUUGUAA
Molecule: messenger RNA, 972 nt
Organism: Fusarium venenatum
Lineage: Eukaryota; Fungi; Ascomycota; Sordariomycetes; Hypocreales; Nectriaceae
Source: RefSeq, a predicted model, not a curated record